Messenger RNA from Aspergillus versicolor CBS 583.65, 2526 nucleotides. RefSeq lists its product as uncharacterized. NCBI's taxonomy places the organism in Eukaryota, Fungi, Ascomycota, Eurotiomycetes, Eurotiales, Aspergillaceae. The transcript is spliced from 3 exons. Gene Ontology annotation, molecular function: cysteine-type carboxypeptidase activity; K48-linked deubiquitinase activity; cysteine-type deubiquitinase activity. Bases 1 to 2526 code for a protein of 841 amino acids. Gene Ontology annotation, cellular component: cell periphery; cytosol. Gene Ontology annotation, biological process: protein K48-linked deubiquitination. The record is from RefSeq and is a predicted model, not a curated record.
AUGGUCCUGCGAAAACGAGCUCCUCCGCACCUUCAUAACCUCAGUCAAGGGAAUGCCCGCUUCGAGCCUCACUCUUCACGCUCACGAACUUCCCCAACGUCCUUCUCUGUCUCAUCACCCUCCCCCAAGCGCCUGACCCGGCCUUCCAGAGCUCAGAGCUCCCCGCACCCUAGCCGUAUUCCGUCGCAGGAAUCGAUCUUCUCACCCGAUCUGAAUACGUCACCGGCAUUCGAUUUAAUGUCUUUGGAGCAGGCGCAGAGGUCCCCGAUUCGGACCGCGUCCACGGACACUCCGAAUCCAUGGGCGGACGAGCUUGUCGAGAAUCCGAAUCACAGUCCCCGGGAGAAUGGUGGCCCAACAUCUCAACCGGGUAUCAACGGUGGCCUACAAAAUGGCGAGGAGGCGGAUACUAGGAAAGGUGACCGGGUGCCUUCGAUACUACUUUCAGGCACCCAGCGCCGAAUGGCUGCAAAUGAGCCCCCACCGAAUCAAGGGGCCGCCGAUACCUCUGAUUGGGAGUAUUUGGGCGCUUCGCCUCCUCAGUUACAGUCGAACAAUCCAUUUCUGAAGACCUCAAAAAAUGAGAGCAACCCGUGGGCUGAUAGAAACUCUCGCGCGUCGUCACUUUCUAGAGAUGAUGCGAGCCGUGGCUUAGGUCUAGAUGAGGGCUAUAUCCCAAUGACCGCGCGCUUAUCUCUUUUCGACCAAAAUCAGGAAUCCGAAUCCCCUUGGGCUCAUGAGUCUAGCCACAGUCAGGGUGUAGGAAUGAGUGGCCAGCGAACCGGUGUCAUAUCUACCAAUUCCCAGGGAGCCCACGCUACCUUUGAUGGUUCGCAACCGGCGUCACAUCAGCUUCAGCCUGAGCAACCUCCUUCGCAACCCAGAAUAAGUACACCAGGAACCGUAUCCACCGCUACUACGGGAUCAUCUCACGUUCUCAUUGAUUUCGAUGAAUCGCCCAUGCAGGAAACUGGAACUGAUUCUCGACAAGCUACUGCACCUACUACUGACACGGCUUCAAUUCAAGGCUAUGGUCGCCCGGCUGCGCUCCAAAAUGUACAUCCUGACAAUGUUACGCCUGGCUCAGCUAUACCGCCUAGCUCUCAGCAGCCGCAAACCGCUACGAUUCCUGAUGAUACCGCGCAACAACAGGAGAAACGAGCCGAGACUUAUUCAAUUAGACAUAUAAAUUGGAAAGAUAAUACGGGAGUAUUACGCGAAUCUCCUAUGCUGAUACAGAAUAAAAAUGGGCCUUGCCCACUCCUAGCGUUGGUGAACGCGCUCAUCUUACGUGCAGCAAGCCAGGGAACCCCGCCUCCAAUAGUUAGGGCUUUGCGAACUAGGGAGCAUAUUUCUCUGGGGCUAUUAAUUGAGGCCCUAUUUGACGAACUAACAACACGUUUGGGGCCCGAUGAUGAGUUCCCAGACAUUGAGGCUCUUAGUCGGUUUUUGACUAUGUUGCAUACGGGCAUGAAUGUCAACCCGCGACUGACAUUGGAAUCGGAAUCUGCCGUCGGCACGUUCCUCCAAACAGAAGAUAUCAAGUUUUAUAGAACAUUUGGGGUACCUCUAGUUCAUGGCUGGAUUGCGAGCCCCUCGACAGAUGCAACUGCCGCAUUGGAGCGAGUUGGUGAAUAUCACGAAGAUAUCCAACUACUUCCGUUCCGUAAACAGGAACUUGAGGACCGAGUUUUCCAGGGAACAACACUUACCACGGAGGAAGAAAGAGUGAUGUCGGAUAUACAAGCAAUUCAACAUUUUACCGAUAUCGACAAUGCGACACAGUUGAGUCCUUACGGCCUUGAGCAACUGACUAGAACCCUGCAGCCUGGCUCGUUCUCAAUUCUAUUUCGAAACGACCAUUUCUCCACCGUUUACAAACACCCGCAACUCCACCAACUUUUCACACUCGUUACCGAUGCUGGCUACUCUAGCCAUGCUGAAAUCGUAUGGGAAAGUCUCGUUGAUGUGAACGGGUCGAAUGCAGGCUUUUAUUCUGGUGAUUUUAGACUCGUUAGCCAGCAUACAGCCCAUGCCUCCGACCCAUCCGGUCCACGAACGUCGAGCAAUGAGGGACCGCGGCAUCCACCUGCACUCUCUGCGCAAGAGCAAGCGGACGCAGACUUUGCAUAUGCCCUCUCGCUUCAGUACCAAGAAGAGGAGCGACGACAGUCAAAUCCCAACCACACGCGCUCCCAAAGCGCCGCGAAUCUUGGGGCUAGCGCAAGCACCCCUACUGUGAAUCCACGACAACGUCAGUCGUAUGGGAGUCGUUCACAGACCAACGUCCAAAGUAGUUCUCAGGGGAACGAUGACCCAGAAGAUGGACCACCUCCAUCUUACGAACAGGCAGCCAAGAGCCCGGUAUAUACCGGUACGCCACCCCCACAACGGAGCCCUAAUAAUCUGGGUACUCCCUCGCGAAGCCAGUAUCCAAGGGAUCGAUAUGGCAGGUAUGCGGAUCCUAGCAGAUAUACGGAUCCACGCAGGGAGAGGGAAAGAGACAGGGACUGCAUAAUCAUGUAA